Molecule: messenger RNA, 7528 nt
Organism: Trematomus bernacchii (emerald rockcod)
Lineage: Eukaryota; Metazoa; Chordata; Actinopteri; Perciformes; Nototheniidae
Gene: loxhd1b
Product: lipoxygenase homology domains 1b
Exons: 43
Coding region: 1-7203 (2400 amino acids)
Molecular function (GO): protein binding
Source: RefSeq, a predicted model, not a curated record
AUGCCUACAAAAAAGAAAAAAACAAGACAGAGUGGAGAAGAGGAAACCAAAGAUGUGGAUGACGAAGGCUCAGAGGAUCAAGAACCAAAGCCCAAGAAGAAAAGUAAGCAGGCGAGUGAGUAUGCUGGGAGAUUGAAGAAGAAGAAGAAGAAGAAGAAGCUUGAAGACAGCGAUGAAGAAAGAUCUAGUUCUGACACGUCAGAGGCAGAUGUGAGGAGCACCAAGAAAAAAGGGAGGGAUAAUCAAAAGGUCAAGAAGAAGAAGAAGAAAGCUAAAGAGGAGAGCGGGGAUGAGUUGAGCAAUGACUCACAGGAUACUGGAGAUAACAACAAUGAAUCCAAAGGGAAAAAGAGAGCAGAAAGACUCCCCGAUUUGAUUGAGACCACUAAGAAAGGAUCAAGACGGUCCUCGGACAAAGAUAAAAUGCCAAAGGAUAAAAAAUCCAGCAAGGAAAAGGGGGAAGAACAUGCAGCUGGGGAUGAAGAAGGUAAAAAGAAAAAAAAAGAAAAGAAGAAGAAAGGUUCAGAUAAGGGAGAUAGCGAUGAUGACACCAAGAAGACCAAGGGGAAAAAGAAGAAGAUUGAAAAUUAUGUUGAAAUCUAUGAAAACGAGCUUCGCAACUACGAGCCAGAAAAAGUGGAGAGCUACGAGGAUGAGUAUCACAAAAAGAAAAUAUAUGAGGUGGUGACCAUCACUGGCGAUGAGAGAGGAGCAGGCACCGACGCCAACGUGUUUGUCACUCUAUUCGGAGACUAUGGCAUCACUCCCAAAGUCCACCUGGCCAGCAACACAGAGAAGAGGAGUCGCACGGCAUUCGAAAGAGGAAAAACUGAUGUGUUCAGAAUCAGAACUCACAAUGUUGGACAUUUGAAAAAGAUAAGGAUUGAACAUGACAACACGGGCCUGAGCGCCAACUGGUUCCUGGACCGGGUGGUGGUGACGGACGUGAUCCGGCCUCACCUGAGGUUCUACUUUGCCUGUAACAACUGGUUCAGUAAGGUGGAGGGAGACUGCCUCUUUGUCAGAGAUCUGCUGGGUAGCAUGGACCCAAUGGACAUUCCCAAAUAUAAUAAGUAUAUAGUGAGUGUUUUCACUGCAGAUGUGAAAGGCAGUGGAACAGAUGCAGAUGUUUUCAUCAACAUCUUUGGGGAGUUUGGAGACACAGGUGAAAGACGACUUGACAAUGAGAAAAAUAACUUUGAAAAGGGCACAGAGGACAAGUUCACCAUCGAGGCACCAAACUUGGGCAAAGUGAGGAAGAUCACCAUUGGCCAUAAUAACAAAGGCUCUUCAGCAGGAUGGUUUGUGGACAAGGCGGUAGUGGAUGAUAUGGGAAACAAAAUAGUUUAUGAAUUCCCAAUCAAUCGUUGGUUUGCCAUCGAUGAGGAUGAUGGGAAGAUACAGAGAGACAUUUUGGUGGGGGGCAGUCAGCCCACAGGUAUUGUGUACAACGUCCAGGUCAUGACAGGAAAUAUCCGAGGUGCCGGGACCAACUCCAAAAUCCACAUUGUGAUGCACGGCUCAAAAGGCCAAAAGAACAGUGGCAAGGUGUUUUUGGAAGGAGGAAAGUUUGAACGGUGCCUGACAGACAUCUUUAAUGUUGAGAUCGCUGCGCUGCUCAGUCCCCUCAGCAGAGUCACCAUCGGACACGACAACGACGGAGUCAGUGCUGGGUGGUACUGUGAGAAGGUGGUGGUGUUCUGUCCGUUCACCGGGACAGAGCAGACCUUCCCAUGCUGCAAAUGGCUGGAUGAGAAGGAGGGAGAUGGUCUGAUAGAAAGAGAGCUCCAUGAGAUGGUCUCACUCAGGCAGAAGAGACAGAAGAAGCAUCCCUGGUCCUUGUGGAUCUGGACGUCAGACCUUCCCAGUGCAGGAACCGAUGCAGACAUCUCCUUCCAGGUGUACGGAGACAAGGGCAAGAGCGAUGAGACCAGACUGGACAACAAAACAGACAAUUUUGAGCAGGGACAGGUGGACAAGUUUAUGGUUGAGCUGCCUGAGUUGGGAAAACUGAUCAAACUACGUAUCUGGCACGAGAAGAGAAAUCCUUUCGCUGGAUGGCAUCUCAGUAAGGUAACUAUGAUGAAGACAUUAACAAAGGAGAAAUAUAAUUUUCCUUGUGAGCGCUGGCUGGACGUAAAUGAAGACGAUAACGAGGUUGUGAGGGAGCUUUCUGCCACAGGAGACUUUAAUGCUGAGCCCCUGCCCGUAAUAAAAUACAGGGUGACAGUUUGCACAGGGAGUGUCGGCGGCAGUGGCACAGAUGCGUCUGUGUUUCUAAAUCUAAUAGGAGACCUGGGAGACAGUGGAAAUCGGGACAUGGUCAACUGCAAAAACAACGUCAACAAGUUUGAGAAAGGAAACUAUGAUGAGUUUAUAGUGGAGUCAGUAUCCAUUGGGCAGGUCCGCAGGGUGAGGAUUGGACAUGACGGUAAAGGUGGAGGUUGUGGCUGGUUCCUGGAUAAAGUCAUUGUAAGAGAAGAUGGACAGGCUGAGGCUCAAGCUAUGGAGUUCCCCUGCAACAGGUGGCUGGACCGUAAUGAGGAUGACGGACAGAUAGUCAGAGAGCUAGUGCCAUUUUCUGAUGGACAGCGUCUUUACAACGUUGACUAUCACAUUGCUGUGAAGACGGGCAGUAUCCCUGGGAGCAGCUCGGACUCCAAUGUGUUUGUGAAGCUCUACGGAGAGAAAGGUGACACCAGUAAGAUCCUGCUGGUGGUCUCUGACAACAACCUUGGGAACUACUUUGAGACAGGUCGCGUUGACAUCUUCGUCGUGGAAACUUAUGACAUUGGACAGAUAAAUCGUCUGUUGAUUGGCCACACCAAUGAAGGCAUGCGGGCCGGCUGGUUCCUGGACAGCGUUCAGCUCAUGGUUCCAGUCCACGGGAAGCAGUACAUGUUCCCCAGUGACCGCUGGCUGGACACGUCCGAGGCCGACGGCAAGACAGAGGUGGAGAUCUACCCGAGCGAGACCCUGGACAUGGAACAGCUGAUUAACUAUGAGGUAACAGUAGUAACUGGAGAUGUGACCUUUGCUGGCACCAACGCCGGAGUGUUCAUCCAGAUCUUUGGGGACAAGGGGAAGACAGAGGUCCUCACGCUCGCAAGCAGAUCCAACAACUACGAGCGAAACACCACAGAAAUAUUCAAGCUAGAGGCCAAAGAUGUAGGGAAGGUCUUUAAGAUCCGCAUCGGUCACGACGGCUCGGGGAUCGGAUCUGGCUGGUUCUUGGAGACAGUAGACGUCAAACAUCUCAUCAUGGCCAUGGUGCCAAAAGAGAAGAAAAAGGAGGACAAGAAAAAGAAGAAGAAAAAGAAGAAAGAUGAGGAAGAUGAUGACGAGGCCGGAGGAGAGGAGAUGCAGGAGGUGGUAUUGACUUACCACUUCCCCUGUUCUCGCUGGCUGGCCGGGGGGGAGGAGGACGGGGAGCUGGUGGUGGAGCUGCUCCCAGAGGAGGCAGAGGAUCUGGAAGUCAACACCUAUGAAGUGUGCGUCUUCACUGGUGACACGCUGGGUGCCGGGACUGACGCCAACGUCUUCAUCAAUAUUUAUGGAGAAAACGGAGACACCGGAGAGCGUUAUCUGAAGAACUCAGACAACAUCAACAAAUUUGAGCGGGGGCAGGAGGAUGUUUUCAUCGUCACAGCUGUUGAACUGGGUCCUCUGAAGAAGCUGCGGAUCCGUCAUGACAAUUCUAAUUCUCAUUCAUCUUGGUACCUGGACCGUGUUGAGAUAGUGGACACAAAGGAUGAUACGACGUACUAUUUCCCUUGUACCCGCUGGCUGGCAGUGGACGAGGACGAUGGACAGAUAGCGAGAGAGCUGGUUCCUGUGGACGAGGCCUUCAUGAAGAAGGAUGAAGACGAGGAUUCAGGCGCCACUCUGGGCCUCGAGCAGAAAUCCAUGUCAACUACAUACACUCUCAAAAUAAAAACCGGAGAAAAGAAGUAUGCUGGAACUGAUGCUAACGUGUUUGCCAUCCUUUUUGGUGAAAAUGACGACACAGGGAUCAUCAACCUUAAGGCUUGUAAGAACUUCAAGAAUAAGUUUGAACAGGGGAUGAUCAAUGAGUUCACUGUGGAGGCGGUGGAUUUGGGCGACCUGGAAACAUUUCGAAUUGGGCACGACAACUCAGGAGGUUCAUCUGGUUGGUUCUUGGACUGGGUCGAGAUUGACGCCCCCUCACAGGGUCAGAGACUACGCUUCCCAUGUGGCCGCUGGUUGGAUAACGGAGAGGAUGACGGGCUGUUUGUGAGGGAUCUUUAUCCCGCUGAUUUACAGACUGAACUCUACAUGCCAUUUGUGCCUUAUGAGAUAAAGAUAUACACCAGCGAUGUGUUUGGUGCGGGAACAGACGCUGAUGUGUUCAUCGUCUUGUACGGUCAAAAGGGAGUGUGCACACAGCAGAAACACCUGUGUGUCAACAAGAGAGAGAGACGUCUGUACUUUGAGAGAGGAGCUGAGGACAUGUUUAUUGUGGAGUUGGAGGAUGUCGGAGACGUUUUAGAGAAGAUCAGGAUAGGACACGACAACAAAGGCACAAACCCAGGGUGGCACCUCGACAGAGUGGAGAUCAGACGACAGCUCAGGAAGGGAAAGGGUUCAGAAACGACCAUUUUCCCAUGCGAGUGCUGGCUGGCCAAGUCUGAAGAUGACGGGGAGACGGUGAGGGAGCUGGUCCCCUCGGACAUCAUCACAGAGAAACUCCUCAGGGAUGGGAAGCUGAAGACGACUGAAGUGGAGGUGGAGGACGCUUUGGAAACUCACAUGUACACCGUGUCUGUGCGAACAGGGGAUAUGUACGGAGCAGGAACCGAUGCCAACGUUUAUCUCACCAUCUACGGAGACCUGGGAGACACAGGAGAGCGCAAACUGGCCAAAUCUGAGAACAACAAAAACAAGUUCGAGAGAGGAGAGGUGGACAAGUUCAGCAUUGAGGCUGUGGACUUGGGCCAGGUGUUUAAGAUUCAUAUUCGUCACGACAACUCCAUGAUAGGGGCCGAUUGGAACUUGGACCAGGUGGAGGUGCUGGAUUUGGAAACAGAUGAGGUGUACAUGUUCCUGUGUGAGCGCUGGCUGUCCAAGAAGAAAGAGGACAGAAGUAUUGCAAGGACUUUCUUUGUGAAGGGGUAUGAAGGGGAAAGAAACAUUGAUCCAAAUUCCAAGAAGAUGCUUCAGGCCAAACUGGGGCUGGACAGAAACGCCAAUAAGAAGAAAAAGAAGAAAAAGGUGGCAGUGGCUGAAGAAGGUCCAAUCAUCCCUUAUCACUUCACUCUGUCCACUGGGAUGGAGCGGGAGGCCGGCACCUUCGCCAGGGUCUAUGUCAUCAUCACCGGCCCCAACGACAUGGAGACAGACCGGCUGUGGCUGGACCUGCCGGAGGGGAAGAACUGCUUCACAGCCGGCACCAUGGAGCACUUUGUGUCUUAUGGGACUGACGUAGGAGAGAUCAAGCGAGUGGAACUCGGCCAUAACGGUGUCACACCAGAGAGCUGCUGGUUGGUCGAUGAGCUGUCGGUUGCCGUGCCAACCAAAGGUAUUAAGUACAUCUUUCCGUGUAAGUGCUGGCUGGCGAAGGACAGAGGAGACGGUCUGACUGCCAGGCUGUUCAACGUGCUGGACGCCAGCACCAUCAACAUUAACCGCAAAGUUAUUUAUUCGGCAACGGUUGUCACAGGUGACACUCAGUAUGCAGGGACAGACACCAACAUUUUCCUGACGGUGUAUGGAGCCAAUGGGAGCACAGAGGAAAUGCUGCUGCCCAAAAAUGGGGACAGGUUUGAAAGGGACCAAGAGGACACAUUCAGUUUGGAGGUAGAUGAUAUUGCUCCCCUGAAGAAGAUCAGAGUUCGGAUUGAUUGCUCUGGAAGUCGGCCUGACUGGUUUCUCGACAGGAUCCUGAUGCGGAACCUGAACACAGAGGACACGUAUUUGUUUACAUACGAGAAUUGGCUGUCAAAGACAAAAGGGCCGAAGAGGAUUAAGGUGUGUGAGCUGGGAGCUGUGGUGGAUGAGGAGGAGAUGGUGGAGAAAACUACCUACAUCAUUCAAGUCCAGACCAGUGAUGUCGGAGGUGCCGGCACCGAUGCCAAUGUGUUUUUGAUGGUGUUCGGGGAGUACGGGGACACCGGGACGCUGCCUUUGAAGGAGAGCACAAACAGGAACAAGUUUGAGCGGAAAAUGAAAGAUGUGUUCAGGUUCCCCGAAAUGCUCAGUCUGGGCGAACUGUCAAAGAUCCGUGUGUGGCACGACAACAAAGGCCCCUGUCCCGGCUGGCACCUGGAGUACAUUGACGUGAAAGAUGAGGCCAUGGACCAGACCUUCAGGUUUCCCUGCGACCGCUGGCUGGCUAAAAAUGAAGAUGACGGGCAGAUAAUGAGGGAGCUGGCCUGUGCCAAUAACGACGCUAUAGACCUCAGUGACAAAACCAAAUAUGAAAUUGCCACAACAACUGCUACCACAGACAACGCCUCCACCACAGAAAACGCCUGGAUCGUGUUGGAAGGAAGGAAGGCUCGUUCUAAGGAGUUUGUUCUAGAGAAUAAGAAAAAGAAGUUCUUACGCGGUGCCACUGAUGCCUUUGAGUUCUCAUCCAAACACUUGGGGGAGAUUGCUGGCAUCUGCAUCGGCCACAUAACAAAAGAUGGAAAGAAGGUGAAGAGUGAAGCCUUCUGGCAUGUUUUAGAGGUGGUGGUGACCGAGAAGGAGCUGGGAAACAAGUAUUUCUUCCACUGUGAUGCACAAAUCCCCCUGGCAGCCAAAAAAGACAAAUUCCUGACAUUUGAGUGCUUUAAAACCAUCGAGAGCUUUGCGAGCAAAGUACGAAACCUGGUCCCUGUGAAGUACGAAUUCAUUGUCAUCACCGGGGACGUGAAAGGAGCGGGCACGGACUCCAACAUUUUCAUCAGCAUUUAUGGCGUCAACGGUGACUCGGGCAAACGGCAUUUGCAGAAAAAGUUUCGCAACCUUUUUGAGCGAGGGCAGACGGACCGCUUUGUUCUGGAAAUGCUGGACCUCGGGGAGCUGCUGAGGGUGAAAGUGGAACAUGACAACAGCAGCACCAACAGUGGUUGGUAUUUAGAGUGUGUGGAGGUGACCAACACAGCCAACUCAGUAACCACCAUCUUCCAGUGUGGAAAGUGGCUGGACUCGCAUAAGGCCGACGGGCAGAUUCAGAGAGUGCUCUACCCCAAAUACUAGGAGGGAGACAACAAAGGAGUGAGAAUAAUUUUUGUUCACUACAUGUACGACUGAAAUUAACAGCCCUGAAUGUUACUUUUGAAGGAAACACCAUCGUUCUUUUUUUUUUUUUUUUUUUUAGUUUGUGCCAACUGUUAAGGUUGCCCCAAUUCUAACUUCAGAAAAAGCCAUUUGCCACCAUUUUAUCUUGUACAAUUUGAAAAAAUAAAAGAAACACGCCUUAAUAUUGCCCAAAGCUGAUUAUCCAACACAAAUCAUUUAGUCUUGAUUUGUAAACUCUUUGUUUACUGUCCAAAUGUGCACAAUGUAGUGACUGCUUUUUCGU